AAAAAGUAGAUAUAAACAUGAAUAAUGGUCUAUAGGAUGAUGAUCAGGAAUUUCUAUUGUUGCAAUUACAACAAAAAGGUAGAUAAUUAGAAUAAGAAAACUUUUAACUAAGAAAGGAAUUAGCUAAUCUAAGAGGUGAAUUGAAAUUUGAUUGUAUAUUGUUAUUCUAUCAUUUAGUUCGUAGAAUAGAAGUGAUAAAAAAGGUUCCGGAUAAUAAUUAAGAUAAAAUGUAAAUUAAAUAUGUUUUAACCCACUCUAAUCAGAUAGCGAAAAGAGAGGCUUAGGUUAUAUUUCAAGAAUAACCAAAAUAAUUCAUUCUUUGCGGGUCAGGUUAUAAUUUAGAUUCAUAAGAUGUAAAUGAAUUCUAAAUCUUUUCUUAUCACGUAUAGCUGAAUGAUGAAUUAUAAGAAAACCCAAAUAUAAUUGCUACCGAUUCAAAAAUAGAAAUUAUCUUUGAAAAGCAAAACAAAAAGAAUAAAUAAUUUAUUUAAUAAAACAAAUGA
Molecule: messenger RNA, 503 nt
Organism: Paramecium octaurelia
Lineage: Eukaryota; Ciliophora; Oligohymenophorea; Peniculida; Parameciidae
Source: the annotation of a GenBank genome assembly